ACUACCGAGGUGGUUGCACGCCGUCCGCGCCGCCCACCGCCAAACCAUCCCUUAUGCCAUAACCUCGUUAACUUGAGUGACGUAAAGCAUUCUUAUAACUAACCGUGUAUAGUGAACGACAAUCGGGGACGUGGCAUCGCUACUUUUAAAACAGUGUCCGCGAACCUUUUAAAGAUAACCUUGCUCGCUGCAUUUAUUAUUCAGUGGCUGCGCUAAGCUAUAGUCAGGAUGGCGCCCUUUACAGGUAACCAUGAAGAUCCCCAACGUCAACGAUAACGGAAAUGUGGUUGAGGAUGAUGUAAACGUAAUAUCUGAGGAUAUUAACAACAUAAGUUGGUUAGGUUCAAACAAUAUAGAAUCAAAAAUAAACAAUAGUGUAGAAGAAAACAUUCAAUUCAACUUAAACCGUAACAUAUAUUCUCCUGAUAUUGUAGAGAACAGAACAUUAAGUUCAAAACCACUAAAUAAAGAGGAAAACGAACCUAUUGUAUGUAACAUACAAUAUAGAUUAAAUCAUAAGAAAAUAGAAUAUUCACAUAUUAGUAAGGAAAGCGUGGAAAAAAGAGAGCAGACAAAUUUAUGUUGCCAAGAGAGUUCCACUGUCGACGCUAAUGUGUCAACAAAUACAACACCUGCUGAUGAAGAACGAGCUUUCGAUCUUUCGGACUCUGAUGAAAUGUCUGAAAAGAGUAUACAUCCCGUGCCUCGUGGAAUCGUAAAUCCAAACUAUCCCGGCUUUCAGCACUUAGCUCAUACUUUACAGGAAUAUUCGUCAAAUAUUGAGCCCUACUAUCAUUCGGAAAAUGACAUGACGGACGACGAUUUGGAUGCAGAUAUUAUUGAAUCAAAUUAUAAUGUUUCUAAGCAUUUUAAUAAUGAACAACUUAAGGGAGAUAAUAAUAAUGAAGAAAUUAAAUGCGUUGAAAAAGAAAAUGUAAACAAAGAACAGGAGAUAAAAAAAUCUAUAUGUACUUCUAGAAACGACAUUCCAGACCUUUUAAAAACUAUAUCACAUAAUAAUAAUAAUGUCGAUUCAGCAAACUAUGAUUUCAAUUGUUCGACCACUGAUAUAGAAAACAAUUUUCACACAACGGAUAUCAUAGGUGACUUUAAUAAGGAAGUUGAAGAUGAAAUAAGACACUUAUUGAACUACAAUAUAAAUAUCGAAGAUGAUUUAGAAGAACUUAGAAAGGAUAUAAAAGAAACUUUUGUGAAACCAAUAGAAACCACAAUUAAUAAUAUAAGUGACGUAGUAAAUCACGUUAUAAAAAAGCUAGUAGAAAACGACGGUUACGAUAAAAACGACACUGUGUCACCAGACCUUGUCAAUGACCAUGAAAUGGAAGACGUUACUAAUAUCAAUAAAGAAAAUGAAUGUAAUACAAGGACCGAAAUGAAUAUAAGUAGACCAACAUUUUUAUUAAUCGAUAAUAAUGUUGGAAACAAAAUAACUGAUGCUAUUUUGUCUGAUGGAAAAGAUGAAAUUAAUAUUUACGAGGAGGAAUACGACACGGAACAGCUGAGUCAUAAUGUUGAAAACACAAUUAAGCAAUUAAGUACUGAGCUAAGAAAAAUUAUCCCAAAACUGAAUGAAAUGCGAGAACGCGAUAAACUAUGGGCUGAAAAUAAAAAAGAUAUACCUGUUAUUACUGAUGGAAAUUCGAAUAAUAUACUACCUUGCUCCUCGAAUCGUAAUUGUGAAACAAGCACACGAUCCCGUCAUCAUGAAGAUAGUAUCAAAAGGAGCACACAAAAUAAGCUAAUUUCCAAAGUUAAUCAACAUUCUAUUAAGACUUAUGUUGAAUCAAAAGUUAGACAGAAUUUUACAAAAACUGUACCAAAAUGUCAAAAUGCGUCCGUCCGUAAAAACGAUCAGAUUGAAUCAGAUUUGGAUAGUUUCGAUGUAUAUAAUAUUGAAACAGCGUUGCCUAAGUUAGAUUUUGAUACAAUCGAAAGCCACCUAAGAGCAGCUAAAGAUGCUGAAAGACGUAAACGCAAUGACAGAGAAGAGAUCAGGAAAAGAUUGGCCAUGGGUGUUGAUACUGAUGAGUAUUAUAGUUUAGGUCAUAUAGAUCGACCGGGAAAGAAACCCAGCUUACAUUCAAGACUACAAAAUGGGAAAAAUCUACAAAUAUGUUUUAUGAACGAAACUGCAUCUGACAAUGAAUCUCAAACGUCAGAUAUUGAAAGAAAUUUCAACUGUAAUAGUAAAAGUUCUUCAAGAUCAAGUUUAUUUAGCAAGAACAAUUUCAAUCAUCCGUACCAAACGAGACCACUCUCAGUAAAUAUUACAAAACAUGAGAAAAAUACAAAUACUCAAAGUGGUGCAAAGACACGUCCGACAUCUCUAAUGCUUAAAUCUUCUAAGUCACGAUCAACACAAUCCCUCGGUCAAAUUGAAUUUAAAGAGUCAGAUUUUUUUGCUUUACAAGCAACACUUCAAACAGAAGCUAGGAUAGCAUUGGCUCAGGCUAAAGAAAUGGCUCGUAUACAAAUGGAGCGCGAGCGUCGCACGCGCGCCGUGUCGCCGGUGACGGAGAUGUUGCGUCGCAGCAUGGAGAAGGCGAGCGCGCCGCUCGCGACCGACCGGCGCCGCGUGUCGCGACAUCUGCUCACCGACAUGAACAUCGCACAGUUGCAGGUGAUAGUGAACGAACUUCACUCCCAGAUCGAGGCUUUGAACGACUCACUAGUGAAGUUGCUGAUGGCUCGUGACGAACUUCACAUGGGACAGGACUCCAUGCUUGUGGAUAUUGAAGAUCUCACCCGAUACUUAGGUGUUAAAGAGCAGACGAAGAAGACCAAAGGCACUACUAAGUCCGGAGUCAAGAGGCUCACGUCUUUAGUGCACAAAUAAAUACACGAUAUAAUCUUAGCUACGUUUAUUUCUAUUUGUUAAUGUUAAUAUUGGUCUCUAAUUGUAUUGCCUUAAUCAUGUUUAAUCAAUUAUAUUAAAAAGCUAUCGACUCUUAUACUUCAAGAAAUACAUUGACAAUGUAAUAGUUUCAAAACAUCAUACUGAAGGUAGUUACGCAGUCUCGACGUAAGGCGUUUGAAUAAAUAUAUCAUAAAUUCCAUAUACAUACAUACAUAUAUGUUUAUAUAUAAUAUUAAAUUAGCUCCAAUAUAGUACAAUUCAUGUCUUGUAAUUAAAUAAAGUUAAUCUGAAUCGAUGGAACUUAUUGUGUUUAGGGAAAUUUACUUUAUUAUUGUUGAUUUGUUAUUAUAAUGUUUCGUCACGUUUUGAUAAAAUUUAAUUCAUUCUUAAAACACAAUACGUCAAGUCUGGGCGGUAAGAGAAUGCAUUUGUGACGGGUCCGUGAUUGAAUGGACGACGAAGAAUUACGUUUAAAUAACAAUAACAUUAAAAACAUUAAAAUUACGUCAACUUACAAGUAAUUUUAAUUAAAUUAUAUUUAACGUUAUCGCGCAAAAUUGUGUCAAAUGUUUAUGUUCGUAUGGUAUCACUAAUCAUGAUCAACUGACUGACGUCAGGAAAGCAAUCUCUCAACGGCCGGACUUAAUAUCACUAUAAUUAAAUGUACCUGCGGUAUUUGUAUUAGCAAUAUCUUAAGUGCCAUUAAGUACGUACAGACUGGACCCGCCAUUGUACCGCAUGUGUGUUUGAACAUUAUUGUCAUCAACAGUGAUUGGAAUAGAUGCAAUACAUUAAAUACAAAGAUAUUCGGGAUGCCGGAUUUUCUGGAAAUUUAAUGUUAAGUAAGCUUGCAAAAUCAACAAUUAGUAAUUUCCAAACGAUUUCGAGAUCGUAGAA
Molecule: messenger RNA, 3775 nt
Organism: Vanessa tameamea
Lineage: Eukaryota; Metazoa; Arthropoda; Insecta; Lepidoptera; Nymphalidae
Gene: Schip1
Product: schwannomin-interacting protein 1 homolog
Exons: 12
Coding region: 251-2857 (868 amino acids)
Biological process (GO): positive regulation of hippo signaling
Cellular component (GO): plasma membrane; cell junction
Source: RefSeq, a predicted model, not a curated record